UUAGAAUGACAAUUCAGAUUUCAGAUUUGUAAGCAAGAAAAAGUCUGUUUCUCAAUUUUUGUUUGUUAAAACGAUAAGUCCGUACUUGUAGUGUGGUUUGAAUUAUAAAAAUAAUAAUGGCCACAACACUCGAAGAUAAAUCAAUCUGGGAAGACGGAGAGGAAGCGCUAAGCGAUGAAGUCCUACGUAUGCCGACAGACGAAAUUAUUGGCCGUUCCAGGCUUUUGGACAAUGAAAUAAAAAUCAUGAAGAGUGAAGUGAUGAGAAUCACACACGAACUACAAGCACAGAAUGAUAAAAUCAAAGAAAACACAGAAAAGAUCAAAGUGAACAAAACCCUUCCCUAUUUAGUUUCAAACGUUAUAGAACUUCUAGAUGUAGACCCUCAGGAGGAGGAGGAAGACGGUGCUGUGGUUGAUUUAGACUCUCAGAGAAAGGGUAAAUGCGCAGUCAUCAAAACAUCUACCAGACAGACAUAUUUCUUACCAGUAAUUGGGUUAGUUGAUGCUGAAAAACUUAAGCCUGGUGAUUUGGUUGGCGUAAACAAAGAUUCUUAUUUGAUUUUGGAGACACUGCCGGCUGAGUACGAUGCCAGGGUGAAGGCCAUGGAGGUAGAUGAGAGACCAACAGAACAGUACUCUGAUAUUGGAGGUCUUGAUAAACAAAUCCAGGAACUUAUUGAGGCAGUAGUGUUGCCAAUGACACACAAGGAGAAAUUUGUCAACUUAGGCAUCCACCCGCCAAAGGGAGUCCUACUGUAUGGCCCGCCAGGGACUGGCAAGACGCUGCUGGCUCGUGCCUGUGCUGCACAAACCAAGUCUACCUUCCUCAAACUUGCUGGUCCACAGCUGGUCCAGAUGUUUAUUGGUGAUGGAGCUAAGCUGGUCAGAGAUGCAUUUGCUCUCGCUAAAGAAAAAGCACCAGCCAUCAUCUUCAUUGAUGAACUGGAUGCCAUUGGUACAAAGAGAUUUGACUCAGAAAAGGCUGGAGAUCGUGAGGUUCAACGGACUAUGUUGGAGCUUCUUAACCAACUUGAUGGUUUUAGCUCCACUGCCGAUAUUAAGGUCAUAGCCGCUACAAACAGAGUGGAUAUCCUGGAUCCCGCCCUGCUCAGAUCCGGCCGCCUGGACAGGAAGAUAGAAUUCCCACAUCCUAAUGAAGAGGCUAGAGCAAGAAUUAUGCAGAUUCAUUCACGCAAAAUGAAUGUGAGCCCGGAUGUGAACUUUGAGGAGCUAUCGCGGUCGACGGACGACUUCAACGGUGCGCAAUGCAAGGCUGUAUGCGUGGAAGCGGGUAUGAUCGCGCUGCGCCGUUCCGCCGCAGCCGUCACGCAUGAGGACUUCAUGGACGCCAUCCUCGAGGUGCAAGCCAAGAAGAAGGCCAAUCUCAGCUACUACGCAUAAACAUUCAAUCUUGUAUUUAAGUUUCUGUAAUAAACAAAUAUGCUAGAA
Papilio polytes (common Mormon) is the source of this 1451-nucleotide messenger RNA. RefSeq names its product 26S protease regulatory subunit 6A-B (gene Rpt5). Gene Ontology annotation, cellular component: proteasome regulatory particle, base subcomplex. The record is from RefSeq and is a predicted model, not a curated record. Gene Ontology annotation, biological process: proteasome-mediated ubiquitin-dependent protein catabolic process. The transcript has 5 exons. Lineage: Eukaryota; Metazoa; Arthropoda; Insecta; Lepidoptera; Papilionidae. Gene Ontology annotation, molecular function: ATP binding; ATP hydrolysis activity; proteasome-activating activity. The coding region runs from base 117 to 1403 and encodes 428 amino acids.